GAACAAUGACACUCGGGGUGUCUCAGGGUUGAACGCCACAGAGAUUGGGGGACCGCUCUGGAGUGUAGAAAGGGCGCUGAGGGGGAUAUACUCAAAUUCUCUUUACUUUUCUUGGAUGGGUCUGGCACAGGCCUGUCAAUAUGUACUAAAAGAUCCCUUGGAAACUGUGAAAACAAAGCUCCACAUUGGUUGAUAUUUAAGAGAAAGAACCMCAACCGGAUUACAGUUGGUGUCGGGGAAAGAAUCGACCAGUAAGUGACAUUACUCAACAGUUUGGAGGCGGGGAAUAUAUCCUCGGUGGCUUGAAGAAGAGUGCCAGUGCGGAAUGUAUGUUGACGAUCGCUCCUUGGGACCAAAGAGAGAACCUUGUACAGUACAGAAGUGGGCAGCCCGACUCCUGUGAGGGAGCAACUGCAUGCUGGUGGCCUGCCUAUGGUGAGGUGAGGCUGGCAAACUAGCAGAGAUGGAUGUGUUUGGUGGUGCCCCACGUUUCCUGGCCUACCCUCGCCCCGUAGUAGUGCAGAGUGGCACUGACGCCGUCCUGAAGUGUCAGAUUGGCGGGGACCCCAGGCCAGCGGUCAUCUGGGAGCGAAACAACGAACAGAUCCACCCAGAGGGUCGCUACCGCAUCUUCGAGGACGGAAAUGUCUACAAUCUCAUAAUCUCAUCGGUGACCACAGAGGAUAGCGGCCAGUACACAUGCAAGGCCAAGAACAGCAUCGGGGAAACAUAUGCCGCGGCGACCCUGAAGGUGGAGGGGGAGGCCCAAGAGAUGGAGGUCCGGGAGGAGAACAAGCCUCGUUUCCUGAUCAAGCCCCUCUCCACCCGGGUGGGCCGCGGCGAAGACGCCGUCUUCUCCUGUAAGCUGUGGGGAAAGCCACGGCCAGAGGUGGUCUGGGAAAAGGACGGGAGAAAACUCAACCAGAUCUUUGAGAGUACACAUUUCAAUGUGGGCUACCAGGACGGAGGAUGGUUCCAGCUUAAAAUCUUCAAGACUCGUGCACCCGACGGUGGAGUGUACACAUGCAAGGCCAGAAAUGAGUUUGGAGAGGGGCUGGCUGGAGCCGUGUUGCUCGUCGAUGCAGGCCCGGGUCACGAGGAAGAGGGAAACCGAAACGGUUACACAAACGGCCACUGGAAAGGACAUCAAGGAAAACAGAGGAGUGGUAGGCAGCUGACCACACGGCUCAAAGACGACCCAGUGACCAACCAAGCCAAGCAAGUGAAAAUGUUUGCCGUGACAGAGGGCAAGCAUGCCAAAUUCCGCUGCUUUGUGACUGGGAAGCCCAAACCAGAAAUAAUAUGGAGGAAAGACGGCAGGCUGAUCAUGUCCGGAAGACGAUACCUGUUAUAUGAAGACAGGGAGGGUUACUUCACACUUAAAGUGCUGUAUUGUAAGCAACAGGACAACGGCGUUUAUGUUUGYGCUGCAUCCAACACUGCAGGACAAACCCUCAGUGCUGUACAUCUCUCUGUGAAAGAACCGCCUGUGCGGUUUAAACAGCCCCUCAUUGAUCUGGAGGUGUGGGAACGGGACCUGGCUGUUCUGGAGUGUGAGGUUCCUGAGGACUCUGUUCCCAUCACAUGGUAUUUGGAGGACAGGCGGCUACAGCCAGGGGCCAAAUAUGGGAUGGAAGAGUGGGGAACAAAACGACGACUAACUAUUCGUGACAUCGGAGUCGACGACGAUGGGAUUUAUCUUUGCGAGAUGGCGGAUGGGGGGAGGAGCAUUGCUGAGGUGGCAGUUAAAGGCACAAUCGUGCGUAAGCUUCCACGUAAGGUGGAUGUUUUGGAGGGGGAAAAUGCUGCCUUCUGUGUUGAAGUGGAGGAGGAGGAAAUGGACAUACACUGGUACAAAGAGGGGACGGAGCUCCGUGAGACUCAUCAGACCAUCCUGAAGUCCUUUGGAAAAACUCACAUUCUGGUUUUUGUCAACACAACGCCCCAGGAUUCUGGCCUUGUGACCUUCUUUGUGGGAAGAUCCAAAACUUCCUCUCAGCUGAGGGUAAAAGCGGCCAGGCAUAGCCCACCCAGCUGCCCAGUGGGUGUGCAGAUCAACACAGAGCGUGCCAACGCUGCCCUCCUCUCCUGGGUUCCGGCGCAGGACACCCGGAAGAACCCCCCAUCGGGUUACGUGUUGGAGAGGCAAGAGGUGGGCACCGGCUCUCAGGAGUGGCUGCAAUGCUUGACCACCGAMUCGGCCACCUCAGUGGAGAUUCUUGGCGACAGCGUUCCCUGCGAGGCAGAUUAUCGCUUUCGCAUAUGCGGUGUCAACAAGUAUGGCAGGAGCAACAAUGUGGAGUUCCCAAGGGCAGUUCACCUGGUCCCUGUGACCAGAAUACAAGCCCCCCUACAGGAUGCCUUGGUGCCAGAAGGCCAGGAUGCCUGCUUCUCAAUUGAGCUCACUGCCUCAGUUAUUGGCUCAUGGUUCUUGAAUGGCACUCAGCUUCUGGAGGACGACCGUUACUCCAUGCGGCGGUCUCGAACGCACCAAUCCCUACGCAUACAAGGGGUACGAGACACAGACAACGGGGCUGAGAUCACAUUCAUUGCCUAUGGAAUACGAGAUUCAGCAGCACUCUAUAUUCAAGCUCCUCUAGUGAAGUUCACACCACUGUCAGAGAUGGAUCGUAAUAAAUUUGUUGAACUUGGCAACCCCAUUGUACUCUACUGCGAGUUGUCAGACCCGGCAGUUCCAGUACACUGGUACAAGAAUGGGGUGGAGGUACACACAGUCGAGGGUCUUCAUAUUCAGUCAGAAGGCACAAUGAGGAGAAUUGUCAUCCAAUCAUCAGAGUUCUCCCAUUCCGGAGUGUAUUGCUGUGAUGCCAUUGAUGAUGUCAUAAGGUUCAACGUGGAAGUUGAGGCUCCACCUGUGAGGUUUUCAGCACUUCCAGAAGCUGAGAGGAACAAGUCCAUUGAAGCAGGCUGCCCCAUUGUACUACAAUGUGAGCUCUCAGAUCCAACUGCCCAGGUCUACUGGUACAAGGAUGGAACAAAGCUCCUACCUCAAAGUGGAAUAGAAAUCCAGUCAGAUGGCAUCACAAGGACACUAGUUGUCCAGUCAGCAGAGAUAUUCUACUCUGGGUCGUACAGCUGCAAGACAAAGGGUGAUGCCAUCAAGUUCAAUGUGGACGUCAAAGUUCGGCCUGUGAGGUUCUCAGUACUUCCAGAAGCUGAGAGGAACAAGUCCAUUGAAGCAGGCUGCCCCAUUGUCCUGAAAUGUGAGCUCUCAGAUCCAACUGCCCAGGUCUACUGGUACAAGGAUGGAAUACAGCUCUUUUCAAACCAUGAACUAGACAUCCAAUCAGAAGGCAACAUGAGGACGUUGGUUGUUCAGUCAGCAGAACUGACUGGCUCUAGCACUUACAGUUGUACCACGGUGGAUGAUACCAUGGAGUUCCAUGUGGAUAUCAAAGCUGUGCCAGUGACCUUCUCAGCUAUCUUUGAUGUUGAGAAGACCAAGUCGGUUGAAGCAGGCUGCCCAUUUCAACUGCAAUGUGAGGUUACAGAUCCCACUGCCCAGGUCUACUGGUGCAAGGAUGGGGAAAAGCUCCUCCCACAGACUGGAAUGGACAUCCAAUCUAAUGGCACCAUGAGGAGGCUCAUUGUCCAAUCAGCAGAGGUCUUUCACUCAGGGCUGUACAACUGUGAAACUUCUGACGACACUCUCCAGUUUACUGUGGAUAUCAAAGCUCCACCAGUGAAGUUCUUACCUUCACCAGAGGUUGUGAAGAGCCAGCCGCUUGAAGCAACCUGCCCCAUUGAACUACCCUGUGAGAUCUCAGACCCCAUUGCCCAGGUGUCACGGCAGAAGGACAAAGUAGAGCUCAUCUCUGACACUGGACCUUUCGAAAUGGAGGGCAUCAGGAGGAACCUGGUUGUCGAACCGGCACACCCCUCCAACUCUGGGGCGUAUUAUUGUGCGACAGCGGAAGAUGUUGCCCCAUUAAUUGUACAGAACCAAGCUCCGCCCAUGACAUACUUGGUUGCCCCUGAAGUUGAGAAGAACAAGUCCAUAGAAGCAGGCCUCUCAAUUGUACAACAGUUUGAGAUUUCAGACCCCAUUGCCCAGGUCUGCUGGCACAAAGAUGGAACACAGAUCUACCCACAUAGUGGACUUGACAGACAAUCAAAGGGCAGCAUAAGGACUUUGUUCAUCCAACCAGAUGACAUGUCCUGUGGUGGGAGGUUUGACUGCCAAACAACUGGCGAUACCACACAAUUUAAUGUGGCCAUCAAAGCAGAGCUGUCUCACCCUGGCAGUGAGAAGGGUGAGAUAUCUGAUGAGUCUUCCCAAUACACUAUGGAUAUCAAAGCACCUCCUGUGAGGAUCACAACACCUUGUGAAGCUGAGAGGAACAAGUCCGUUGCAGCAGGCGGUCCCAUUGUCCUGCGUUGUGAGAUAUCAGACCCAAAUGCACAUGUUUCCUGGUACAAGGACGGAACACUGCUGCAUGAAGAGAAUGGACUAGAAAUGCAAUCGAAAGGUUCCAUAAGGACAUUGGAUGUGGAAUCUGCAAGGCUGUCUGAUGCAGGGAGCUACAGCUGUAAGACAACAGAUGAUGCAAUGCAGUUUCAUGUGGAUGUGAAAGCUCCAACUCCGAAGUUUUCAGCAAUUUCUGAAGCAGACAAGAAAAAGUACAUCAAAUCAGGCAACCCCAUUGUACUGCAAUGCGAGCUCUCAGAUCCUACCACCAAGGUGUACUGGUACAAGGAUGGAACAAAGCUCCUAACCCAAAGUGGAGUAGACAUCCAAUCAGAUGGAACUAUGAGAACUCUAGUUAUCCAAUCAGCAGAGCUGUCUCACUCUGGAGUGUACCGUUGCGAGACAAUGGAGGAUGGCCUCCAAUUCACUGUGGAAGUAAAAGCUCCACCUGUGAGGUUCUCAGCACUUCCAGAAGCUGAAAGGAACAAGUUCAUUGAAGAUGGCUGCCCCAUUGUACUGCAAUGUGAGCUCUCAGAUCCAACUGCCGAGGUGUACUGGUACAAGGAUGGAACAAAGCUCCUAUCUCAAAGUGGAAUGGAAAUCCAGUCCGAUGGCAUCAAAAGGACACUACUCAUCCAAUCAGCUGAAAUAUCACACGGUGGAACAUAUGAGUGCUCAACAGCAGGUGAUACCAUCACAUUUAAAGUGGAGAUCAAAGCUCCAUCACAGAAGAUCAUGCCACUUUCACCAAUGGAGAGGAACAAGUCCGUAGAAAUUGGCACUCCCAUUGUACUGCAGUGUGAGCUCUCAGAUCCUCUAGCCCAGGUCUGCUGGUCUAAAGAUGAAAUGAAACUAUUUCCCAAAACUGGCCUCGAUAUCCAAAGUGAAGCCAAUGUGAAGAGACUAGUCAUUCACUCUGCGGAGCUCUCUGACUCUGGGCUCUACUGCUGUAGUCUUGCUGACGAUGCCAUGACAUUCAAGGUGGAUGUUCAAGCUCUUCCCGUGAGGUUUUCAGCACUUCCAGAAGUUGUGAGGAACAAGUUCAUUGAAGCAGGCUGCCCCAUUGUUCUACAAUGUGAGCUUUCAGAUCCAACUGCCCAGGUGUUCUGGUACAAGGAUGGAACAAAGCUCCUCCCAGAGAAUGGAGUCGACAUCCAAUCAGAGGGCGCUUUGAGGGCUGUGAUCCUCCAAUCAGCGGAGCUCAGUCACUCUGGGGUGUACAGCUGUGAGGCUUUAGAUGACUGCAUAGCAUUCAAGGUGGAUGUUGCAGCACCUAUAGCUCCACCAGUGAGGUUCUCAGCUGCCCCAGAGGUUGAGAGGAACACGUCCAUUGAAGCAGGCUGUCCUAUUGUACUGCAAUGUGAGCUCUCAGACCCCAGUGGACAGAUCUGCUGGUACAAGGAUGGAAUAAAGCUCCUCCCACAAUAUGGAAUACACAUCCAAUCAGAGGGCACCAUGAGGACCCUGGUUAUCCAAUCAGCCACAUUUUCAAGCUCUGGGGUGUACAGUUGUAAAACAGCAGAUGAUAUCAGCGAAUUCUAUGUGGAUGUGAAAGCACCUCCGGUGACGUUUGUUGAUAUCCCUGAGGAAGACCUCUUCAAAAGUGUUGUGGAACAAGAUCGUCUUGUUAUGUCCUGUGAGGUUUCCAGGGCUGACGCUAUUGUCCAGUGGUACAAAGAUGGGGUUGAAACGCAGUCUAGUGACAACGUUGCUGUACAAGCAGAUUGCACUCUUAGGAUGCUGACCAUCCAGUCAGCUCAGCUGUCAGACUCUGGGACAUACACAUGUCGUGCCGGAGACAGAGCUUUAAUGUUCAAGGUUAACAUACGAGAGCCACCAGUGAUGAUUGUAUACCCUAAAGAAGAUGUCCACCUUGAUCGGCAUGUGCCGGAGGAGAUCAUUCUCAGCUGUGAACUCUCACGUCUAAAUGGUGUCGUAAACUGGUUCAAGGAUGGGCAAAAGUUGCAAGAAAGCGAAAACAUUAAACUUAAGAUUGAGGGCCCUUACAGGCGACUGAAGAUUCUUUGUGGUGGAGUCGAAGACUCUGGCGAAUACGUCUGUGACACGGCUGAUGAUUCAAUAUUCUUUCAUCUCAGCAUAACAGAGCCUCCAGUACAAAUUAUAUCUCCGAGCCAGUCGCAAAUGGAGCUCUGCCAGCAAACAUCUGAGAGGAUGGUGUUGAGCUGUGAGAUCUCAAGGCCCAAUGCUGUGGUGCGCUGGUAUAGGGACGGGCUUGAGGUGGAGGAAAAUGACAACCUCAUCUUAGAGGUGGAUGGGGUCUACAGGAGACUCAUUAUACCCGAGACCACAGUCAAAGAUUCAGCCGAAUAUGUGUGCGAUACGGCUGAUGACAACAUGACAUUCUUUGUCAACAUUGCAGAUCCUCCUGUCCGUUUCGUACGCCCAAGAAAGAUGGCAAGUCGGGUCGAGAUGUUUGUUGGAGAUUCUUUGGUUCUUGACUGUGAGGUGUCCAGAUCAAAUGCCGCGGUAAGCUGGAAGAAGAAUGGGGAGGAAAUGGAAGAGAGCAGCAAUGUYACCGUUAUUGAGGAUGGCGUCAUGMGGCAAUUAACCAUCCACUCCAUGACAUUGGAGGACGCUGGGCAAUAUGUCUGUGACGCCAAGGAUGAUGUGAUGGACUUCCAGGUCAAGAUCAAAGAGACACCUGUAAAGAUCCUGGGCAAAAACGAUGUGAAUACUCAAAAGCAGUUCUUCGCCUCAGAUGACAUUGUCUUAGGGUGUGAGCUUUCAAGAGCCAACUGCGUGGUAGUCUGGUACAAAGACAACAAAAAAAUCGAUGACAAUGAGCGCUGCUGUAGUGAGGAGCAGGGUGUUUUCCGUUCACUGGUGGUUUUAAAUGCUGAGAUCGACGACUCUGGAGAGUACACCUGUGAUGCCGGGGAUGAUAAGAUGGUGUUCAGUAUCACCGUGAAAGAACCCCCUGUGACCAUCAUCGGCAACUCGGGUAACCCAGAGCAUCAUAGCCUGGUAGCAGGCGACAAACUCAUCUUGGAGUGCGAGAUAUCUUGUCCGAAUGCCACUGUCCAGUGGCUCUGGAAUGGAAAGUUACUGAGUUCAGACGCUCGCACUCACAUAGACAGUGACGGUGCCACCAGGAAACUUGUUUUGUCAGAACUUCAGCCCUCGGACUCUGGAGAGUACAUAUUGGAUGCCAUCAAUGACAAAAUGGUAACCAUAGUUGAGGUCCAAGAGCCCCCAGUCAAGUUUGUGAACAAACAAGCCAGAACCACCAUCUCUGGCUACGAAAAUGAAAGUGUGACACUGUGUGCCAUGGUGAACCGGGAGCAAGCCUAUGUGCGAUGGCUUAAAGAUGGUGAACUAUUGAAUGGGGAUAAUAUUCACAUCGCCAGUGUGGGUAAAAUGCACACCCUCACCAUCAACCCCCUGAAAUUAUCAGAUAGUGGAGGGUUCGUCUGUAACAUCAACACGGACGAAAUGUAUUUCAUUGUCCAGGUCAAAGAAAUGAAAGUGAAAUUCUCCAGACCUCUGGAGAAUAUCGUAGCCCUGAAGGACAGUACCCUUACCCUGAGGUGUGAGGUCAACAAACCUAAAGGAGAUGUUCAGUGGCUCAAAGAUGGCCAGGAGAUUAAGCCCAGCCGUCGACAUACGAUAAGGGCACAGGGUCGGGAGCGAAGCAUCACUAUCCACCAGCUAAUGCUAGACAAUGCUGGGGAAUAUGCCUGUGAAUCCACAGACGAUAGGACUUUUGCCACCAUCGGUGUAGAAAUGCCUCCACCUAUUGUCGAGUUUAUCGCAGAGCUACACAAUAUCACUGUACUGGAGGGGGAAGAUGCUACAUUUAAGUGUGUGGUUUCGCCAGAGGACACACAGCUAGUGUGGAGCCUGAACGGCCGGCCUGUAGCUCCAAAUGAGAGGUUUGUCAUUUCAAGUAAUGGACUGUGCCACAUGCUGUGCAUUUACAACUCCCAGGUCUCAGACUGCGCCACGGUGACUGCCAAGGCAGAAGGGCUGGUGUCUGAGGCAAACCUCCAGGUUCAAGAACAACAAGUGUUGUUCACCAAAAACAUGGUGCCCGUUGUGGCUGAGCAAUUCGGGGAGGCUACCCUGGAGGUGGAGGUGGGUCUCGACUCUGGAGAGGUGCAAUGGAUGAGGCAGGGUGUAGUCAUCCACCCGGGGCCAAAGUUCACCCUGAAGAAAAAGAGCCGGCGACGGAGCCUCACCAUCCACAAGCUCGCCCUUUCUGACCGGGGCACCUACAGUUGCGAAACUCUCCACGACCGCACGCAAGCCCAACUCAUCGUGGAACCCAGAAAAAUUACAAUUCGGAGAGGACUCACUGACAUCCAAACCAUUCAACGUGAAACGGCAUCCUUCGAGGUGGAGCUGUCGCACAGCAAUGUAGAAGCCACUUGGCUAAAGGAUGGGAACCAGCUAAAGCCCAACAACCACUGGCGCAUGAGUGCCAAAGGGUGUGUCCACAGCCUCACUAUCUCCAACCUCUCCUUGGACGACACAGGCACAUUUGUGUUAUCUGCGGAAAAUGUGAAAUCAUCUGCAAGGCUCAUUGUUAAAGAGCCACCAGUGACAGUCAUUAAGAAACUGGAGGACUUGCGCUUUCCAGAAGCAGCUGUGGCAUCAAUGGAUUGUGAGCUAUCAAGGCCUCAUGUUGAAGUGAAAUGGAUGAAGAAUGGGAUCGAGGUGAAACCACGCAAGGAUUUGCGUAUUUAUGCUAUGGGAAGAAAACACUACUUCCAAAUCCUGAAGUGUGAAGUCAGUGAUUCUGGCACAUACUCAUGUGACGCUGGAGACUCCAGUACAUCCUGCAAUAUAGAGGUCUACGAACGGGAGCUUGUGGUCCUGCAAGGCCUGGAGGACCUGGACAUACAGGAGGACCAGAAUGCUGUGUUUGUAGUUGAGAUCUCCCUGGAGGAUGUGUCUGGAGAGUGGUUAAAAAAUGGAGUGAGAAUUACACCAACCAGCACCAUCAAGAUCCGCCAGGAAGGGACGAAGCAUUUUCUUCUAAUGUGCAACGUGAGAGGAGAGGACUCCGGAGAGAUCAAGUUCGUCGCCAAACACGUGGAAUGCACAGCCUAUCUGGAAGUGGAGGAGCUUCCGUUGAACAUAACGGACCCUCUCCAGGACAAGGUGGCUCUUGAGAGGAGUCGUGCGAUCAUGGACUGCUCAGUGUCCAACCCUCGGUGCAGUAUCCGCUGGUACAAAGGCAGCAAUGUCAUCCUGCCCUCAGAGCGCUUUGAGAUCUGCAGUGAGGGCUGCUAUCGCAAGCUGGUCAUUCAACAGGUGGCACUGGACGAUGAGGGAACCUACAGUGUGCAGGUUGGAGAGCACACAUGCUCUGCGAAACUGACUGUAGAAGCCCAGUCUCUCCUGAUGGUGAGGGAACUGAAGAGCGUGGAGGUGGUGGCCCCGGAUGAGGCCUGCUUCGAGUGUGAGGUCUCGGUCCCCGUCCUCAAAGCCCCCGUGUGGAGCCUGAAGGGGGAGGCCCUGCAGCAGGGGCCCAAAGUCAGCCUAGAGAAGAUGGGCAUGGUCCACCGCCUCACCCUCCGACAGACCUCUGUUGACAUGACCGGCUUGGUGGAGUUCACAUCGGGAAAAGCCAAGAGCAGCGCCGAGCUCCACGUCCAGAGUGAUCCUUGACAGACGCAGUAUCGUCGUGAUGCAGUGUCAACAUCAGAAUGAGAUGGAUCGAUAUUUUAUUCACCAAUUUAUUUGUGUUCAUAUUUGUCAUGUGAAAUUGGAAUGUAUGGAAUAGAAUUGUAAGAUAUAUUCCUGUCUUUCAAAAGGGGGUGAAUAUUUUGUCAAAGUUAACAAUAAGUUAUUGAAAUAUUUUGUAUAAUUAUUUCCCAAUGCAGAUACCCCUAUUCACUUGAAACAAUGUCCUCUAAAGAGGCUCUAGGUAAAUAUCAACCAACAUAAGUACAGAGUUGACAAAAUUGUCUCUCUGAAUACGAGCAUGUGCUUAAUCCAUAAAAUGUCAUGUAAUAUAAASAUUUUAUGUAAUAUAAAAAUGUGUUCUAAAGUCGAUCGUAAAAUACAGUUGGAGAAUGCAAUUGAUUACAGGCGUGGGACCGAAUCCUAACUUGAGAUCCAUGUUUGAGUGGAGUUUGCUUGCAAAUCUCACAUAGAUAUGAAUGCAUGCUUUAUGCAAAAGUCUGAGUUGUGCACUGGCAUCCUACGUCAGAAUUUGGGCCAUAAUGGUUACUUAUAGCAAGUAUUGAGAAACUGUAAGUUGUUUAGAAGCGACGAAUCCUAACUUGAGCUACCAACUUUUUCACAUAAAUCUCCCUUUGACAUUAAUGCAUUUAUCCAGAACUUUGAGAUACACAUUUCUCUCAAGUUAGGAUUCAGUCCAAAGUUUAAAAAGGUUCUUAAAAGGUUCCCUUAGUUCUAUUUACUUUAAGUGUCCAUUUAGUCAGUCAGUCAAGCUGUUUGAAGAAGAGCCGUUCUCGCUCUCAAAUUUCUUUAUCAUCAUUACUUAUUUCAUUUGUAUUUUUCAUCACGUGUCCCACUGUAUAGACAUCGUUUUUUACAUUUUGAAGUUGUUUUGUUGGAGGCAGAAAUUCAAGCUACAAUGAAGAAUGGGUUCUGUCAAGUAGUAUUGGGCUUGUAAAAUAAAUACAUUGGGCCAAAAUUGGUUAAUUUAGAAAGGUAGUUUAUAUUGAUCAUUUUAUUAGAUUAUAUUCAAGUUUAAAUGCAGAGUUACCUGAGUAAUAUAUAUUGUAUUGAAUAAUUCAUGAAUAUGGUUUUCAUAUGAAGUGAAGUGAAGUCAAUUUCAUAUUUCUUUUUCUUUUCAAUUUAAUUUGUUUUCAACGCCCCCCGCAAUGUAUCGAAUUGCUCCAUUAGUGUAUGCAGGAAUAAUUGUAAUGGGAUAUUACCUGUUUCAAUAAAUCAUGCUUUAUUAUGGUAAA
Salvelinus sp. IW2-2015 is the source of this 11334-nucleotide messenger RNA. It is a transcript of the gene obsl1b, whose product is annotated as obscurin like cytoskeletal adaptor 1b. Gene Ontology annotation, molecular function: protein binding. NCBI's taxonomy places the organism in Eukaryota, Metazoa, Chordata, Actinopteri, Salmoniformes, Salmonidae. The record is from RefSeq and is a predicted model, not a curated record.